This is a messenger RNA of Meloidogyne enterolobii, 651 nucleotides long. The record is from the annotation of a GenBank genome assembly. NCBI's taxonomy places the organism in Eukaryota, Metazoa, Nematoda, Chromadorea, Rhabditida, Meloidogynidae.
UCUUCUAAUUUUGACUCUACUUCUGAAAAUGUAAAUAAUGAUAGGAAUUGGUGUUCUCCAAAUGAUGAAUUAUUAUUGAUGACAGAAAAAGUAGAAGAAGGUGAUGAUGGUUAUAAUUCAAAAUUGGAUGAAGCUAUAAUGAAUUUAAUUUGUACGGCAUCUCUCCCUCUUUCAUUUAUUGAAGAGCCUGGACUGAAAAAUCUUUUAAAUAUUCUUGUUCCAGAUUAUAAAUUAAGACCACAACGUUUCUUUUCUUCAUUUGUUUUAAAUAAAUUAUAUACAAAAAUAAGGCAAAAAGUAAAUGAUGAUAUUCGGACUGAAUUUUUGUCUUUGACUGUUAAUAGUUUAAAAUCAAAUGACGAUUCCUAUACCCUUCUUGUUUUUACUGCUCAUUAUAUUUCUGCAAGUAUGACUCCCUGUUCUCGUGUUUUAGCUGUGGAGCCUGUGAAGGGUGAACAAACUUGUGAAAAUGUCAGUGCUUUACUUAGUAAUGUAUUGAAUGAGUACCGUGUAGAUGCUUUCAAAGUUCAUCUAAUUUUACGAGAGGAGAAUGAUGAUGAUUUAAAAAAGGCGAUUCGUUCGACGGGUUUUGAUUCAAUGCAAUGUUUAACAAUUAAAUUAGAUUUGGUAAUUUUUAAACGAAAAUUUUAA